Rhizophagus irregularis DAOM 181602=DAOM 197198 is the source of this 2036-nucleotide messenger RNA. RefSeq lists its product as uncharacterized. Gene Ontology annotation, biological process: intracellular signal transduction; protein phosphorylation. Gene Ontology annotation, molecular function: ATP binding; protein serine/threonine kinase activity. NCBI's taxonomy places the organism in Eukaryota, Fungi, Glomeromycota, Glomeromycetes, Glomerales, Glomeraceae. Gene Ontology annotation, cellular component: cytoplasm. The record is from RefSeq and is a predicted model, not a curated record.
AGGUUACAGAAUGCAUUAUAAUGAGUUGUACCCUCACCAUGAAUACAGUCCAAGUACUUACUUGCCGUCAAGUGAGAUUGUGGACCUUUCCAAGCACGAUCGCGAAACUGUCAUUGAAGAAAGUCCAAACCAAAGAUAUGCUAAGUUAAAUACAGUUUUAGGAAAGGGUGCUUAUAAAGUUGUAUAUAAAGCUAUAGAUCGUGAGGAAGGUUAUGAAGUCGCGUGGAACUGCUUUCAAACUACCAAAGCAGAGUUCAAUGAAUUAAGCCAAGAAAUUAAAAUAUUAAAGCAAGUUCGACAUCCUAAUAUUAUUAAUUUUCAUGAUUGUUGGUACAAAGAUGCAGAAUUUAUUUUUGUUACAGAAUUAAUGACCUCAGGGACGUUACGGGAGUAUAUUCGAAAACUCUCGUUGCCGAAUAUGAAAAUAGUUAAACGAUGGUCUCGUCAAAUACUUAAAGGGUUGAUAUAUCUUCAUUCACAUAAUCCACCAAUUAUUCAUCGCGAUAUCAAGUGUGAUAACAUCUUCAUCAAUGGCGCUCACGGCGAAGUAAAAAUUGGUGACAUGGGAACCGCCAAGAUGAAGUUGGGAAAAAAGUAUACCGUCAUCGGAACUCCCGAGUUCAUGGCACCCGAAAUGUACGAAGAAAAAGGUUAUAACGAGAAGGUCGAUAUCUAUGCGUUUGGUAUGUGUCUUCUAGAAAUGGUUACUGGCGAAUAUCCUUACGGAGAAUGUAAGAAUGCCGCACAGAUAUAUAAAAAAGUCUCUCAGGCUAUAAAACCGGAAAGCUUAAAAAAAGUACAAGAUCCUAAGAUCCUCGAUUUGAUAAAUAAUUGUCUUGCACCUGAAAAUGAAAGGUAUACUGCACAACAAAUAAUGGAUCAUCCUUUCCUUACUGUCGAGCCGGAAGUAGUGUUAAUGACAGCAGACGAGACAAAAACUCAAUUAACUUUGCAGGUCGUCUUUAAAGGCAUGGAUAAGUUAUCGGUGAAAUUCGAAUUUAACGUGGAGCGAGACACGGCAGAGGAAGUAGUGAACGAAAUGAUAGAGGAACAGGUUCUUCAAGACAAUUAUCAACAAUUAAUUACUCAUGAAAUAAAUCGUAUUUUACGGGAAAUUAAUAAACUAACAAAUGAAGCUGACCCAAAUAAAGAAGAGCAUAAAACUUCAUGGCCAAGUCAACCUGGCACGCCACCAUUCGUCGGAAUGUCCCCGCAUUUAACUCCCCAUAAAUCUUCUCAUGGUCCGUCUCCUACACCUAUUAAUUUAGAACGUGAUAGCCCUAAUGGGACUAUAGCACAUACAUCGUCAUAUCCUGCACAAUCACAGCCAGUUUUGCCGAAUGAGUCACCACGAAAGAAUUCAAUUUCUGGUUCAGGACCAGAAUGGAUACAAGAUUAUGAUGAUGCACUUCCCGUCAAAGAAUAUCCUGACGAAACUCCAAUUGAACAAUUUGUUCGCGAUACUGCUCUUGCGAUCAAUCGAGACACAGAAAAAGCAAACGAUUGGUCGAAGAAACUAAAAAAUCAAGACAUUAUGACUGUAGGCGAUUUACGUGCACUGAUGGAUGAAGAUUGGGGACAAAUUGGACUCACAGUUUUUGCUUUACGUGCUCUUAAGAAUGCCUUACAUGUAGCUAAAUCAAAAAGCUAAAUGAAAAAAGCACAAGAAACUUACAUGUAUUCUUUGUUUUCGGUUACCGACGAUUUCAUCAUCACAAAUCUCUAUCAUAUACUAUCUAUCUACUUUUAUUUCGACAUCUUACCGCUCAAAUCUCAUAACAAUCCCGUUUAUAUGUCAUCUUGGUUUCUAUACGCUCUAUCUGAUUAAAUAUAAACAUUAAUUUCGAACUCAUAAUUCAUAUCCAUAAUUGCCGAUUUGUAUGAACAGUACUAUAUAUAUUAUUUUUUUCGCCUCUAUACUUAUUACGUAUACUAGAAAAAUUUGAGUUGACGUAUUGGAUAAUUUAUUUAUAAUGUUUCUUAACGGGCGACAUACAUUUUUUUCUGUUUAGUUUCCUUUUUUUUUAAAAAAAAAA